CAUUGUCUCUGUUCUUCAUCACAAAAAAAUUCUUCUCCAACGAAAUAAAUAAGAGAAGCUCAGAGACAAUGGCAUUCAACAAAAACCUUCUAAUCACCAUCGUGACCCUCUCUUCCCUUUUACUAUCCACCGCCCAUGCCUCCGUCCAAUCACCUUCUCCCUCCCCAUCUUCCUCCCCGUCUUCCGCACAAUCCUUCCUCGUCGCAAACCCCAACAACAACAUCCUCGGCACCGCAUCAUCGAACCCAGGCGACAACCUCUUCAAAUCCAGCCUCCUCGUCACAAACCCCAACAACAACAUCCUCGGCACAGCAUCAUCGAACGCAGGCGACAACCUCUUGAAUCCCAGCCUCCACGUCAUGAACUUCUGCAAAGGCACUGAGAACCCUGCACUCUGCUCUGGAACCAUUGCCCCAUUCAUGGAAGGCCCCUUCGACCCCAUGAAGGCUCUCGAGACCGAAAUGGAAGCCACCUUCAUCCAAAGCAAGAAGGUCGCCAAGCUCAUCGCCGACGAACUCAGAAACCCUAACAUCGACCGAAGGGCACGCGGCGCCCUCGACAUCUGCAAGUCUCAGUACAAGAGCAUCAUGGAAACUGUGAACGAGGCCGUGGAGUUGUUGAACGAACAGAACGUGGUUGAUGCUUAUUACAAGUUCAGCUCCGUUAUCUCUGACCAAUCAACUUGCGAGGACGCGUUUGUGGAAUCUCCCGGAGUUACCAUUCCCUUCGCCGAGGACUCUCACACUGUGUAUCAGCUUGGUGGGAACUGCUUGGCCAUCAUGGAUGCCAUGGUUAAUAGCCGUAACAAUUUUCUCUUGGCUUGAGUAUUGCGUGGAUGCAUGCAUGCAUGUGCUUCCAGUGAUAUCAUGUUUAUAUUAACUACUUGUGUUCAUUGUCGUUUCUUUGCAAGGUUGUUUUGUGGUCACUGUUGUGAUCUUGAAAAACACACUGCAAUAGGGCUCAAGGGUUUUUAAAUUUUGUAAGUUUUGAAAAACGAUGAUGGACUAAUAGGGUUAAAUAUCCAUCUGAGUAGGUAUGCUUGUAUCAGCAGCUGCAAUUCUGCAGUUUUAUUUUAAUGAUAAUGACUGAGGGCACGUCUUUUUAA
Molecule: messenger RNA, 1105 nt
Organism: Vigna unguiculata (cowpea)
Lineage: Eukaryota; Viridiplantae; Streptophyta; Magnoliopsida; Fabales; Fabaceae
Molecular function (GO): enzyme inhibitor activity
Source: RefSeq, a predicted model, not a curated record